AUGGAGAGAGCGAGGUCCAAAUGCGUGGAGAAUGGGAUUAACCUCAAGAUGAGACACAGAGCAGCUAUGUGGAAUAAAAAGAUCGCACCACGUGGAAACAACAUGCAGCAUCCCAACAUGUGGAAGGUGAUGGCAGUUGUAACUGGUGGAAACCAAUCUUCUGCAACAAGGACUAUGCCAACCGGGAAUGAAAGUUCUGCUGAAGAAUCGAACUUGGAUUACUACCUACCACUGUACCAUGCUGCAUUCCGAGGCAAUUGGGAAGAUGCUAAACGGUUUUUGGAGAAUGAUCCUAAUGCAGUGAAAGCUAAGAUCUCAAACUUGUCAAUGACCGCAUUACAUGUUUCGGCUUGUGAAUGUCACUCAGAAUUUGUGGAGAAGCUAGUAAAACUUAUGCCUGCAGAUGAACUGGCAGCGCAUGAUGAGAUGGGGUUUACAGCCCUUCACUAUGCUGCUAUAGGUGGAAAUUUGAGGUCUGCUAAGGCAUUGCUCAAGGAAAAUCCCAAGUUGGCGCAAAGUGUAGAUAUCAAAGGAAGAACUCCGCUUCACCUAGCAGCCACUUUUGCUUCUGAGUGUAAGGAAUUGGUUUGGUACCUUCUGUUGGUAACUACAGAUGAGGAACCUGGUCAUCCCUUUACUGGUUCAUGGGCUGCUAACCUCAUGAAUGUGCUUAUUGCUUCAGGUUUCCAUGAUAUUGCUCUCUAUCUUCUCCAGCAAUAUCCUAACUUCGCCACUGCUACUGACCAAGAGGACUGCACUCCUUUAUACGUCUUGGCAAAAAACCAAUCAAACUUCCUUGGUGGCAGUAGGCUUGGAUUUUGGGAAAGCUGCAUUUACCCAUUUAUCCCUAUUGACGUGGACUAUAGACCACCAAACUCGGUGAGAGCUUACGUAGGCAGUCACCAUGAAAGCGUCCAAAACCUUAACGGAGUGUCAACACCAGUACAGAAUGGAGGUCAGGAAUAG
Molecule: messenger RNA, 966 nt
Organism: Fragaria vesca subsp. vesca
Lineage: Eukaryota; Viridiplantae; Streptophyta; Magnoliopsida; Rosales; Rosaceae
Product: serine/threonine-protein phosphatase 6 regulatory ankyrin repeat subunit B-like
Exons: 6
Coding region: 1-966 (321 amino acids)
Molecular function (GO): protein binding
Source: RefSeq, a predicted model, not a curated record